This is a messenger RNA of Pocillopora verrucosa, 2662 nucleotides long. RefSeq names its product E3 ubiquitin-protein ligase TRIM71. Gene Ontology annotation, biological process: proteasome-mediated ubiquitin-dependent protein catabolic process; protein polyubiquitination. The record is from RefSeq and is a predicted model, not a curated record. NCBI's taxonomy places the organism in Eukaryota, Metazoa, Cnidaria, Anthozoa, Scleractinia, Pocilloporidae. Gene Ontology annotation, molecular function: ubiquitin protein ligase activity; protein binding; zinc ion binding.
AUCGAAUAACUUCCUGUUUGUACUUUACAUCCACAUAGCAACACUAUUUCCUCCAGUUUUAGCACAUUGAGAUUACAGAAACUACUCAUGGCCAGUGCUGCACCGACUGCUUCAUCCACAAAGGAAACAACAAACUAUGCUAGGUUGUGCCGUCUGCUUGUGGGUCUUGGAAGCCAGGCUCUCAGGGAAACAUUUGAUGCCAUCCAUGCACCGGGAAAUCUACACACGAUUUUGGGGACAAACAAACCCACUUUGCAAUCUCUCAGAGCAAAGAAGAUUAUCAAUCCAAUUCAAUGGGGGAAACUUUUCCCCGCCAUCCCUACCUCAGUAUCCUCACGCGAUUUUGACACAACUCUCUUGGUGGUUCUGUUGAGAAACCUGUGCGGCUUAACUGCCCCGCUAACCGGCUGGGACGCAUUACCUGCCAUAGCAGACCUUAGUAAGGAAGCAGAUAUUGCCCGGGUUAAGCAUUUUAGGAACACUGUGUACGGUCACGCCGAGAAAGCUUCUGUUGAUGACGUGAAGUUCAAUGACUACUGGCGUGACAUCCGGGACACUCUGGUCAGAUUGGGAGGCGUUACUUAUGAAGCUGCUAUUGACGAUCUCAGAAACGAGUGCAUGGACCCUGAAGUUGGAGAUCAUUUCAUGGAAUUACUGAGUCAAUGGAAAAAGGACGAGAACAACAUUAAAGAUCAGCUGGACGAAAUAAAGAAAAGACUUGAUGUCCUGACGGCUUCAAAAGAAACAACUGAUCAAGGUGAAACCUCUACAUCAGGAGAAGUUUUGAGUAGACGGGCAAUGUGCAAGUACCACGAGAGCGAAGAAGUUGAGCAUUACUGUUUGAAGUGUAAGGUUUGCAUCUGUCAGAAUUGUCAACAAGUACGUCAUAGAAGGCACUCAAGGGUUAAAAUACAACAAGCUGCUGAUGAGCGAAAGGCCCCAAUGGCAAGGAUCCUGUACGACGCUAAAGCAGAAAUCGUUGUCGUCGAGAGUAAAAUCAAUAAGCAAAUCGAGCUGAGGACGAAGAGCAAAGCUAGAAUUACUGCCGCGGUAAACAAGGUGAAUGAAACUGUUGAAGAACUCGUCCAAGUGCUGAGAGAUCAGGAAAAGCUGAUGAAGGAAAAAUUAACACAGAUUUAUCAUUCACAAGAAAAAGAUCAUGAGGCGCAACUAGAAAAAUUUCAAAUGUUUGCCAGAGAAAUGAAAAGAUCCGUCGAACGUGGCGAAGGUAUUUUUCAAAGAAACGUCGCUCUAGAAAUCCUUGAAGAGGAGCAUUCUAUCUUCUCUCCCUGUAAAGAGCUUUUGGAUCAAUGUCAGAAACUGGAACUCUACGCACCAGAAGAUGUCAACUAUGUUGUCAACAAAGAAAAUGUAUCGGCUUUGAGACAACUAUUUCAGCUGCCACUGGGUGAAGUUAUUGAGCACGAUCAUUCUCAAUCAAAAACCGAAGGAGAAGGCUUGAAAGAAGCGGAACAAGGCCUCGGGACUAACUUUACAAUCACGACACGAGACUUAGAAGGAAAACAGUUUUAUAGCGAACAAGAGGAAGUGACCGUGACUAUCAAGUCACCAGAUGGAGAAGAGGAGACACAAGUGGAAGAUUGCAAAGAUGGAACGUACAAAGUGUAUUACAUUCCGAAAAGUGUCGGACAACACGACAUUAGAAUCGAGGUGAAUGGGUGGCCGCUGACUGGUAGUCCUUGGAAAGUGAACGUGAAGCCACAUAAGUACCAAGUGGUGAACUCCCAUGGAACACGUGGACAAGGAGAAGGCGAAUUUGACUUCCCAUGGAACAUUGCGAAGAACGAUAAUACAGGAGACAUCGCCGUGGCAGACUUUCGUAAUAAGCGCGUUCAUUUGUUUGAUGCCGAGUGGAAAUACCUUAGGACAAUAGGGGGAGUGACAGGAUCACAAACUGGCGCAGCUGUCAAGAUGGGUCGCCCGUGGUCAGUAGCAUUUUCAAGGAAUGGUGACAUGAUCCUGAUUCACGGCGAUAAAAACUCAAGAAAGAUGUCUGUCCUUACCAAUGGCGGUCAAUUUAUCGAACAGUUCAGUGAGCACGUGAUUGAUCCACGCAGUGUCUUUAUCAAAACUGAUGGUGAAAGUCAUGUGAUCGUGUGUGAUUCAGCUGACCACAAAAUCAAGGUCCUGUCGCCGGACGGUGCAGAACUACUACAGUCUUUCGGUGCCCCGGAUUGUGACGCUUGCCCCAGUUGUGUUGUUUAUCAUCAAGAAACUUAUUUUGUGUCGUAUAUGAUGGCUAAUUGUGUCACCGUUUUCAACAGGGAGGGUAUCCCUCUCUUUCACAUCGGCAGUCAAGGAGAAGUGCAAUACCCCUCGGGUUUAGCCGUGGAUGCGUUUGAUAACUUGAUCAUCUGUGGCGACAAUAAGCUUCAUAUGUUUACGCUGGACGGAAAGUUUCUCGCCUCAUUUGAUCAAGAAAUCCAGAGACCCUGGGCUAUGACUGUUUGUAAGAACGGUGACUUGCUGGUUACUGAUCUAACGAAACAUAAUGUUCUUGUUUUUAGGUGAGCUUUGCUUUAGAUCGCGAAAUCUGAAGGUCUGAGGACUGAUCGAAUCCUCGCACAGUGCAUGUUUAAGAUACUUUUGCCCUAAUAUCGCGUGCGCAAUUAUGUUGCGAUAUAUCUAUUUAACGGUAGAA